UCGGGGCGGGGAGCUGGCCCAGCGUCCCGAGCAGCCGGGCCAGGCCGGAGCCGGACCGCGGGCGGGUCCCGCGCCAUGGGGCGGCUGGUGGCUCUGAGUUUGCUGGGCAUCGGGCUGGCGCUGCUGGGUGAGCGGUUCCUGGCACUCAGGAACCGACUCAAAGCCUCCAGAGAAGUAGAGUCUGUAGACCUUCCAAACUGCCACUUGAUUAAAGGAAUCGAAGCUGGCGCUGAGGACAUUGACAUUCUUCCCAAUGGUCUGGCUUUCUUUAGUGUGGGCCUCAAGUUUCCAGGGCUCCACAGCUUUGCACCAGAUAAGCCUGGAGGAAUACUGAUGAUGGAUCUCAAAGAAGAAAAACCCAGGGCACUGGAAUUAAGAGUCAGCUGGGGCUUCGAUCUGGCUUCAUUUAACCCGCAUGGCAUUAGCACUUUCAUAGAUGGUGAUGACACCGUUUAUCUCUUUGUUGUGAACCACCCGGAAUUCAAGAGCACAGUGGAAAUUUUUAAAUUUGAAGAAGAAGAAAAUUCUCUGUUGCACCUGAAGACAAUUAAACAUGAACUCCUUCCAAGUGUGAAUGACAUCAUAGCUGUUGGGCCCGCACACUUCUAUGCCACCAACGACCACUAUUUCUCGGAUCCUUUCUUAAAGUACUUGGAGACGUACUUGAACCUACGCUGGGCAAAUGUCGUUUACUACAGUCCAGAUGAAGUUAAGCUGGUGGCGGAAGGAUUCGAUUCAGCCAAUGGGAUCACUAUUUCACCUGAUAAAAACUAUGUCUACGUUGCUGACAUCCUAGCUCAUGAAAUCCAUGUUUUGGAAAAACAACCUAAUAUGAAUUUAACUCAACUGAAGGUUCUGCAGCUGGGCACGCUGGUGGACAAUUUAUCUAUUGAUCCUUCUUCGGGUGACCUCUGGGUUGGCUGUCACCCUAACGGCCAGAAGCUCUUCGUGUAUGACCCAAAGCAUCCUCCAUCCUCAGAGGUUCUUCGCAUCCAGAACAUUCUAUCCGAGAAGCCAUCAGUGACUACAGUGUAUAUCAACAACGGGUCUGUCCUCCAGGGAAGUUCCGUGGCGACCAUAUAUGAUAGGAAACUUCUUGUAGGCACUUUAUACCAGCGAGCCUUGUACUGUGAACUCUAAAUUGUAUUUUUGGCAUGCAAGUGGCAAAAUAGUCUUUUGAUGAAUUGCUAAUUCUGAGAGAAUUUAACCAUCAGUACUGACCUAGGAAUAUACCACAUGCAUAGUUAAUUUUAUUUCAAUAAGGAAAGGCCCACAAUUCUGAUGCACUUUUAGCAUCAAAAGAAAAUGAACUUUAUAAUUGUUAUUUCUUUAAAUGCCAAUCCAGGGAGAAAGAAGAAGCUGCUUUUUCGUAAAGUGAAUGCGUUUUGCACAGAGGGGUUUCACCUUCAUGCCCCACCAUGUAGAAGCUACUGAAACAGGCCGAGCUAUAAAAAUGCCAGGGGCUUCUGUGCCCAUGCUGUGACCACUGUGUGUGUUCAGGACUACUGAUAGAUAACAUUUUGAUGUUCUGUACUUACAGCUUUGUUUACUGGUUUGCAAGUUUGAAUUGUAUUAAAGACUAACCAAAAUCGA
Molecule: messenger RNA, 1593 nt
Organism: Peromyscus leucopus (white-footed mouse)
Lineage: Eukaryota; Metazoa; Chordata; Mammalia; Rodentia; Cricetidae
Gene: Pon2
Product: paraoxonase 2
Exons: 9
Coding region: 76-1140 (354 amino acids)
Cellular component (GO): extracellular region
Molecular function (GO): arylesterase activity
Source: RefSeq, a predicted model, not a curated record